AUGGCUGCCCGACUCGCCUCCUCUCUUGCACUGGCAGAGGGAAAGAAGAAGGUAGAUCUCCAUCCAUCGCAAGGUAAGGGCUUGUGGCAAUCUGAAGUCUUUAUGGUUGGGAAACUCCUCACUGCUAGGGAAUUCAAGGUUCGCUCCUUCCUAGGUAUGUUCAGAUCUGCUUGGAGGGUCAAUGGGACGCUGCAAGUUGAAGAAGCUGAAGGAGGUCGGGUUUUGUUCACUUUUUCGGAUCCUACAGACCGAGCUAGGGUUUGGAGGGGUGCGCCAUGGGGGUUUAACCGUGCUCCCGUGGCUUUGGCGGAGUAUGAUGGGGUUAUGCCAAUUGAGAAGGUGCCUUUGGUGAAGUCCUCUUAUUGGAUCACACUGCAGGGUAUUCCACCUGCAUUUAGAUCUGAAAGGGUGAUGACAAUGAUCGGAUAUACUUUGGGAGAUUUUCAGGAGAUUGAUAAGCAGGGGAAGAAGGUUGGCAAGUACCGAAUUCGGGUUGAGAUUCCUCUGAUCAGGCCAUUGUCCUUUCAACGAUGGUAUUGGGUGGAAGACAUGGUGGAGUUUUUGUGCAAAUUCAGGUAUGAUAAGCUGUUUGGGAGGUGUGGAGUGUGUGGGUUGAUCACCCAUGUUGGGCUGCCGUGCUCGGGGCCGGCAUUGAACGAAGAUGAUCGAUAA
Messenger RNA from Rosa rugosa (rugosa rose), 672 nucleotides. RefSeq lists its product as uncharacterized. NCBI's taxonomy places the organism in Eukaryota, Viridiplantae, Streptophyta, Magnoliopsida, Rosales, Rosaceae. The record is from RefSeq and is a predicted model, not a curated record. The coding region runs from base 1 to 672 and encodes 223 amino acids. The transcript has a single exon.